AUGUGCCAAGUAAGAAGUGGUCAACAUCUGUUCCUGAACAAGGCAUCGCAGCCAUCGCCAGCGCGACCCCAGAAGCGGAACCGUACUGAGUCUCCAGAGCUCUCGCCCGGUGCAGAUUGCGAGCUUGAGUUCGAAGGGGACCACACAAGCGAUGAGGAGUUCAUCCCGCGAAAUGCCAAGCUUGCAAGACCUGCGUUGAUGAAGGAUCUGCCGUUCGCCACUGCCCAUGAACAGAAGGCAUCGAAGGUCCAGCGCUUGCCAAGCCAGCUGCAGGCCCUCCUGCCCACCUCGCAGCUCAGUGCUCCCAGGGAGCUGGAUGCCGCGAAUGUUCUUACGGAGCAGCAGACCAAGGCUGUCCAGUAUGUGGCCAGCAUGGCCCGGCCGAAGAGCCAGAAUGCAGAGCCUGGCUUGCAAAGGCGCCUCUCGAAGUGGGGCUACAGCAAGGACACGCUGACUAAAGUCCUCGCUUACAUCAGGGACGAGGCACCCAUCGUGAUCCAUGUCGACUUGGUGAAGUACGUGUCGUGCUUUCAAGCGGACACCCACUACCGAAAUCAGUUCGAGACGCGGACGACAGGGGGCUCAAGCGACCUUGGCAAGCGGAAGGCCUGGGAAAGUCGCCUCUUCCCCGAAAGCUACGACGAGGUGCAGCACUUUGACCGUGUCAAGUACGGCGUCCUGAAUGCUGUGAAUGACCCGCGUGGCAUUGUUUCGGUGGCCAAGCAGUACGGACAGGACUACCUUGUGCUCCGGGGUGCCCGGCUGCGAACCACUUUUUCGGACCGAGACUCCUGCACACAAGGGCAACAAGCUUCUUGCGAAUGGUAUGCCCACGUUCUAGAGAAGUACACAGACGCCGAGCUUCAGGCAGUGACUGAGGUUGCUCUUGGAGACCGCUUGUAUGUGGACUCCACCGUGCUUGACACCGCCGCUGGGGGGUACAAGGAGGUGCAGAUUCACGGAGAGAUUGAGUUCAAGAAGCAUAUCGAAGCUGUGGUGGUGCAUCCUUCCCGGCGCAAGGGCAAACAUCUUGAAAAGAUAGAAGCCUGGUGCCGCGCGAUCAACGUUCCGCUCCUGCGAAUGCCCGAGUACUGCGACGGCACGGCCUUCGAUGCCCCCUGGCCCCAGGCCUCAGGGUCCCAGCUUGUGGCGGAGACACCCCUCUGGAGAUGGAGACCCCUGCACUCCACCGGACCUUGGGUGAGGUUCGAUGUUAUUUCGUCCUCAGUCCUGGAGGCCCGACGGCGGGAUGUCAGCGAUGAGCUCCCCUGCAUCCCUGCGGGCAGUGUCUGCAACCUCAACCUCUCGGCCAUGACCGCCAGAGUCUUCGUUGACCGGAGCGAGGUCGAAUUGAGUUUGCAGCGCCGCACUGCUGGUGCAGGUGCUCGGGAGCGCGCGGGCGAAAACCGAUCUCGCAACCACAAAUCCUUUGUUUGGGAGUUCCUCGGCCUCCUUCAGCUACAUGGAUUUGGGUAA
Molecule: messenger RNA, 1476 nt
Organism: Symbiodinium sp. CCMP2456
Lineage: Eukaryota; Dinophyceae; Suessiales; Symbiodiniaceae
Source: the annotation of a GenBank genome assembly